Messenger RNA from Exophiala aquamarina CBS 119918, 1257 nucleotides. RefSeq lists its product as uncharacterized. The transcript is spliced from 2 exons. Lineage: Eukaryota; Fungi; Ascomycota; Eurotiomycetes; Chaetothyriales; Herpotrichiellaceae. The coding region runs from base 1 to 1257 and encodes 418 amino acids. The record is from RefSeq and is a predicted model, not a curated record.
AUGCGCGGUUCGCCCUUGACUCCCCCCAGCUAUCUCACAGAUCGCGGAAGCCCUCACAAGAAUGGCAUUUUUGUUGACGAGCCUCCUGUUUGUUUGCGAUGCAGUGAACAGCCUGAGUCUGCUCGGAACCUGGAACAGCAUGUGAGAGUCACCGGGAUCCCUUCGUCGGAGAUCAUUGUUCCACAACGACUGGCAAAUCAGACAGAAAUGAUAUCACUGAGCGAUCCUCUCGAUCUCACAACCGAUCAAGCGUCACACGGAGAGCAAUCACAACAUCUCACACCCACCUGGAUGACGCUUCUGCCUUCAAGUCGAAAGUCGUUUGAAGCCGGUCCGUAUCAAAACAUGGCCAGCCGACGCUCCAUACGUCCUGGAAGCAAACCUAACCUAUCCACCACGCUGCCCAAACGUUUGAUUCACCCAGCUCCAGGAGGUAUCCUGACCCAAGAAACUUCGCGACCAAGUCAAGAACGAGGGCCAAGCCUUCCACGUACCGCAGAUCCUCCUCUUGCACCCCAGAAUGUCAGUAAGGCAAAUCCAGCAUUGGGACGACGAGACACCCGAAAUCAUCCUGGACCUCUGGGAACUGUUGAACGACAUCGCAUGGGACCAGACCGCCAAUUACGAGGAUGGUCUGCUCCUCGCCAUCUACCUACUAGCAACCCCAUAAAUGACUUUCCUCUCCCUGGCGAGCAGAAGAUCCCCCACGAAUCUCCAUCUGGUCAGACGCAAAGCAGCCGCAAUUCAUUCUCGCCGCAGCUCUUCCAGCGCCGCAAUUCCUUGCCUCGACGCCGUUCCUCCCUCUGGAAAAUAUGCAGUGCGAGCACAAACACCACUGCUCCUGCCGCCAUUGGCACAUGCGGUCCAAAUAAAUCCCACAACCCCUUUCCCUCGCAGGAUAUCUCGCCCGCCAAAACCCCUCUCUUGAGGGAAUUGUCGAGCUUCUUCGCCACGCGUGCUGGCAAGUGGGUUCUUCCCAGCCGUGUCAGCAGCUACGGAGUGUCUGCAACGUCAAACGUUUUGUCGCCUAGUCGCCGAAGCCAAAAUCUACAGAGCGGAAAUAACUUGGGCCACUGUGAACGAUGUGGAGUCGAUAUGUCGGACUGGUGGGUGCUAGGGAACAGCGCAACUGAGACUGAGAGCAGCCCGCUGUUGAACGGAGAUGUCGACGACUCGAUCCUUCUGUCCACCACUGGCAGCAGCAGAGUGUGUCCAAGCUGUCGAGAUGGGCCGGACAUGCCUGGAGCCUGGUCGUGA